AUGCAUCGCUCUAUUAUCUUCCUUGCCCCAUUGACAGCGGCCUUCUCCUUCCCCAAGCGCGACCUUUCGCCCCCAACCUCUCUUCCGGCAGGAUGGGAAUACAACGGCUGUUAUACCGACAGCCGCUACAACCGCGCCCUCAACGAGAAGCAAUACUACGAUAUGGGCUCGAACACUGUUACCGCUGAAACUUGCAUUGCAUUCUGCGAGUCCAACGGCUUCCCAGUAGCCGGUCUCGAGUACUCAGGCGAAUGUUACUGCGGCUCGACGCUUCCCUUCCAGUCCGGGACCGACGGCUGCAACAUGCCAUGCGCGGGCGACUCGUCUCAAGUCUGCGGCGGGCCUGAUCGCAUCACGGUCUACUCCACCUUCACGACCAGCAUCCCGGAGGGUUGGACUUCCCUGGGCUGCUACUCGGAUAGCGUUCAGGCGCGUACGCUCUCGGACCUCAAGCAGGUGGAGGGUGGCACUGAUGCCAUGACGCCUGAGCUUUGCACGUCUACGUGCCAGGGCUUUGGCUUCACGUAUGCUGGUGUUGAAUACGCCGGCGAGUGCUUCUGCGGCAACGAGAUCCAGAACAGCGCCUCCUCAUCCGGCCUCAUGGGCGGAUGCAGCAUGGUUUGCAAGGGCGAUGGCAGCGAGCUUUGCGGUGGCCCCGACCGCAUGAACCUGUACACUGUUGCCGCCACUCCGGAGGAGCCUACCGAGGGGGAGGACACUGAUGUCGAGGAUGAGCCUGAGGUUAUUCCGGAAGAGGAGCUGCCUUCGAAGUUGUAA
Molecule: messenger RNA, 777 nt
Organism: Trematosphaeria pertusa
Lineage: Eukaryota; Fungi; Ascomycota; Dothideomycetes; Pleosporales; Trematosphaeriaceae
Product: WSC-domain-containing protein
Exons: 4
Coding region: 1-777 (258 amino acids)
Source: RefSeq, a predicted model, not a curated record